Molecule: messenger RNA, 2792 nt
Organism: Drosophila busckii
Lineage: Eukaryota; Metazoa; Arthropoda; Insecta; Diptera; Drosophilidae
Gene: Klp10A
Product: kinesin-like protein Klp10A
Exons: 5
Coding region: 348-2759 (803 amino acids)
Biological process (GO): microtubule-based movement
Molecular function (GO): microtubule binding; ATP binding; microtubule motor activity
Source: RefSeq, a predicted model, not a curated record
AAAAAUACAAUGGCGAAGUGAGCUGAACUAAAAUUCUUGUUGUUGACAUCUGGUCGUCGAUGUUGCUGUGUAAAAUACUUUAUACCGAGAAUACGCAUUUGUGAUAACUAGUUGUGAUUACUUACAAAAAAAAAAAAAAAACAAAAAAGGGAAACAGUUUUUUUUCGAAAUAUUUUAUGGAUUGUGCUAUCAAAUAGUAACAAGCUAAGACAGCAACAGAGAACAAGCGGCAACAACCAAACAACAAUAACAACAAAAUCAACGGAACUGAAACCAAGCGGCACGCACACACACACUCAAAAAAGAAACACACACAUAUAUACACAUUGCAAAGUUGAGGCCCAAAUAUGGAUUUGAUUAGCAUUGGACAAAGCGUUAAAAUCAAACGCACAGAUGGACGCGUGCAUGGAGCUGUGGUAUCCAAAGUGAAUCCCACAGCGCGCUGCAUUACCGUAGAAUGGUACGAACGUGGCGAGACCAAAGGCAAGGAGGUUGAACUGGAUGCCAUAUUGUCACUAAAUCCAGAGCUGGCCAGCUCUGAGGGUGCGGACAGUGCACAGCAUACAGCUCCGGAGCCCAAAAAGCAAGCCACAGCGCCCAACAAUCUAUCGCGCAAUCCCACACAGUCCACAAUCGGAGGCGGCGGUGGUCAAACAACACGCCUCACCUUAACCAGCAAUAUGCUAAACAAAAUCAACGAGACAGCCGUCGGCACCCAGCAUGGCAAUGCAACAGGAACAGCAACAGGCCUGAUGCGUCCACGCUAUGUCCAAAGCUCGUCCACCAGUGCUGCACCGAUUCCACAAACGCGCACCAUAUCCACGCUGCCCACAAGCAACAGCAGCAAUGCGGUGCAUCAUCUCAACAGUGAUCGCAACACAGUUACAGGCAUUGCCACGGCAAACAAUUCGACAGCCACAACCACAGCAAGCACUGCCGCUGGCGCGGCUGCUGCCUCGGCGAGCUCAGUAACGGGACAGCGGCGUUCGCAUGCCUUAAAGGAAGUGGAACGCCUCAAGGAGAAUCGUGAAAAGCGUCGUGCACGUCAAGCUGAAAUUAAGGAGGAAAAGGUUGCGCUUAUGAAUCAAGAUCCCGGCAAUCCCAAUUGGGAAACGGCGCAAAUGAUACGCGAAUAUCAGAGCACACUCGAGUUUUUCCCGCUGCUCGAUGGCCAAGUCAUCGACGAUCAUCAGAUUACAGUUUGUGUGCGCAAGCGUCCGCUUAGCCGCAAGGAAGUAGGACGCAAGGAGAUCGAUGUCAUAUCGGUGCCCCGCAAGGAUGUCCUCAUGGUGCAUGAGCCGCGCAACAAAGUUGAUUUAACCAAAUUCUUAGAAAAUCACAAAUUUCGCUUCGAUUACGCGUUCAACGAUACUUGCGACAAUGCUAUGGUAUACAGAUAUACAGCAAAGCCUUUGGUUAAGACCAUCUUCGAAGGUGGCAUGGCGACUUGCUUUGCUUAUGGCCAGACUGGAUCUGGAAAAACACAUACCAUGGGCGGCGAGUUCAAUGGCAAGGUGCAGGAUUGUAAAAAUGGCAUCUACGCAAUGGCAGCCAAGGAUGUGUUCAUGACAUUGAGCGGUCCACGCUAUCGCUCGCUCAAUCUUGUCGUCUCGGCCAGCUUCUUUGAGAUUUAUAGCGGCAAGGUCUUUGAUUUGCUAGCGGAUAAACAGAAGCUGCGCGUGCUGGAGGACGGCAAGCAACAGGUGCAAGUGGUUGGCCUCACCGAGAAGGUGGUGGACGGCGUCGAGGAGGUGCUCAAGCUUAUACAGCACGGCAAUGCGGCGCGCACAUCGGGCCAGACUUCGGCCAAUGCCAAUUCGUCGCGCUCCCAUGCUGUAUUUCAAAUUGUGCUGCGUCCCGCGGGCAGCAGCAAGAUUCACGGCAAAUUCUCGUUCAUCGAUUUGGCGGGCAAUGAGCGUGGCGUCGACACCUCAUCGGCGGACAGGCAGACGCGCAUGGAGGGCGCCGAGAUAAACAAAUCGCUGCUGGCACUCAAGGAGUGCAUUCGAGCAUUGGGCAAACAGUCGGCACAUUUGCCGUUCCGCGUGUCCAAACUGACGCAAGUGUUGCGCGAUUCGUUUAUUGGCGAGAAGAGCAAAACAUGCAUGAUAGCCAUGAUAUCGCCGGGUCUGAGCAGUUGUGAGCAUACGCUGAAUACACUGCGCUAUGCCGAUCGUGUCAAGGAGCUGGUGGUCAAAGAGGUGCCCGAAGCUGGUCUAGGCGACAGCGAUCUCAUUGAGAUUAUGGACGACGAGGAGGAGGAGGAUGAUCAGCAACUGGAUGAGCUGGGCGGCAUGCCGCAACAUUCUGGACAUCACCAUGCCCACCAUCAGCAUCACCAUGCCUCACUGCAGCAGCGCACUCACAAUAACAACAAUAAUAACAGCAAGAACGGCAAUGGAGCCAACAUGGAUCUGGCCAUGCUGAGUUCGCUGAGCGAACACGAAAUGUCGGACGAGUUGAUUGUGCAACAUCAGGCCAUUGAUGACUUGCAGCAAACGGAGGAGAUGGUCGUCGAAUAUCAUCGCAGUGUGAAUGCAACGUUGGAGAAUUUCCUAGCUGAAUCGAAGGCAUUAUAUGAUUUAACCAAUUUUGUUGAUUAUGAUCAGGAUGCGUAUUGCAAACGUGGCGAGACCAUGUUCUCAACAUUAUUAGAAAUUGCCAUACAAUGUCGUGAUAUGAUGGCCGAAUAUCGUACCAAAUUGGCCAAAGAGGAGAUGUUGUCUUGCAAUUUUAAGCCGCAAAAUAACAAACGUUAGAAAUUCCCAGCAAACACACACCACACACACACA